Molecule: messenger RNA, 1754 nt
Organism: Pectinophora gossypiella (pink bollworm)
Lineage: Eukaryota; Metazoa; Arthropoda; Insecta; Lepidoptera; Gelechiidae
Product: homeobox protein Mohawk
Exons: 5
Coding region: 587-1417 (276 amino acids)
Biological process (GO): regulation of transcription by RNA polymerase II; muscle organ development; cell development
Cellular component (GO): nucleus
Molecular function (GO): RNA polymerase II cis-regulatory region sequence-specific DNA binding; DNA-binding transcription factor activity, RNA polymerase II-specific
Source: RefSeq, a predicted model, not a curated record
UAAAUCUGUAAAUAAAUAAGUAUAUAAUACACUCACGUAAAAUAUGUAAGUACAUAGGUAGGUAUGUCAUGAAUCAAAUUUUCUAACCCAGAUUAAUAGACUGCUAGAUUUUAUAAGACUGCUGUAAUGUAAAAAUAGUUAUCCGGUGACUCAGUUUACUUUAUACCAACCUAACUACUGCACGGUGUUGAUAUAGACAACUUUAUGACAUUAACAACGCAAUACACAGUAAUAAUUUACCUAAAUAACGUGUAAGACGUAAUUUUUACCGUCCAAAAUUUUCCAAUAGGUAAUCAUAAUUAUCAUUUAAUUACAUACAGCCCCCUGAAACAGCAUACAGUAAAAUAAAUGCGAGCGAUGCGCCCGCGCACGCGCCGCGGCGCUGCUGUCGCGCGUUUAUCCGACGCCAUUUUCACACAGUCCGUGAGCUUUCCCGCAUCCAGAUCACUAAGCAUCCCCCGCAGCGACAGCGUUGUGAGACACAAGUCGUGUCGCGAGCUGCGGUGCCCUUCGCACGUGCCACUAAUUCCAGUGUCACCCACUUAAAGGACUACUCAAAUUGUAUUUCGCACGAAACAACUCCCCGAUGACUCUUAUUCAAAGAACGAGUGAAGCGAAAGUAGAAGCUAUGGACGGUUCCCCGGCUAAAGAAGACAGUGGAAAGUCAUCGCGCCCCGUCAGAAACAGAAGAUACACUCGGAGGAGUUUAGUGGCGGGCCAGCGACCACAGAAGAGACUCUUCACGCCAGAAAUCAAGCGAUAUUUGAAGGACUGGCUAGUUCGUCGAAGAGAGAAUCCCUAUCCAAACAGAGAAGAAAAGAAAUAUCUGUCUCGCGAAACUGGACUCACGUACAUUCAAAUUUGUAAUUGGUUCGCUAAUUGGCGAAGAAAGUUAAAAAAUGUAAAUGCAGAUACAAAUCAACAAAACUGGGGCCACCUUAUUCGCACAUACAACGAUCGCGCACACGGCAAUGUAGAGCAAUUCAGCAUUUGCUCUGACGACAGUAUAUGGAGCGAGCCAGAUGCGACCAGCGCAGACCAACGCUCCACAGACAUGGAAAACGGCUAUAGCGGCAGUCCAGAAAAAACGCCAGAAUACCACCAAGACUCGGACACAUCGUCCACAUCAAAAGAAAAGUUUGACAACAAUAACAGCUACACUAAUGAGCCCAGAACACUCUCUAUGUCUGAAGAGUCGAAGCCCAGUCCUUUGCUUCUGAGCAAGUGGUUAGAGAGUGCUGCGAGAUUUCAGCCAAGUGAGAGUAAUUACUCUUGGUGGGAUGGGAGACGACGGAAGCCCGAGCCGAAGGUGCAGCGAGUGGUGCUGAACGCAACCCGCCACGACCGUGACGAGGUGGAGGCGGCCGUAGCGCUGACUGCUCUAGCAAGCGCCACCAACCGUGUUACCGCAAUAUAAAAUAUAUAUAGUUAUUCAAUUCAAUCAAAAGUAUUAAGAGUACCAAAGUCAUUUGUACUCAAGUCAAGAACCUAAUAUCUCAAUCUGUAUCUUUGAACAAUGACAAAGUGCAAUGUAAAGUGCUAGUAAUGUUAGUAUUAUGUUGAUCACAAUUUAUUAUAUGUUCAUUUAUUUUUACCUUAAUUAUUACGCCAUGAGAAAUAACUUGCUCAAGUUUCGUAAUGUGUUACUGAUGUCAUGUUAAUGUAUUUGAUCUCUUUUAAUCUAGUUUUAAGUUGCAAUACAUACCAAAGAUUGUGUUUAUGUUUCAAAUAGAUAAUAGAUGUUUCUAAAUUUA